Messenger RNA from Oenanthe melanoleuca, 2808 nucleotides. RefSeq names its product nuclear respiratory factor 1 (gene NRF1). Gene Ontology annotation, cellular component: nucleus. Gene Ontology annotation, biological process: regulation of transcription by RNA polymerase II. The transcript has 11 exons. The coding region runs from base 177 to 1682 and encodes 501 amino acids. The record is from RefSeq and is a predicted model, not a curated record. Lineage: Eukaryota; Metazoa; Chordata; Aves; Passeriformes; Muscicapidae. Gene Ontology annotation, molecular function: DNA-binding transcription factor activity, RNA polymerase II-specific; RNA polymerase II cis-regulatory region sequence-specific DNA binding.
CCGGCCUCCUCCGCCGCCGCCGCCGCCGCCGGUCCCCGCCUCCCGCGCUCGCCACCGCGGCGGCCGAGGGCGACUGGCGCCGCCGCCCCGCUCGCCCCGCUCGCCCGCCUUCCCUCCGCCCGCCGCGGCCCCGCGGCGCGGGCCCGCCGCAGCGCAGCCGCUCUGAGCCCCUCUUGAUGGAAGAGCACGGGGUGAGCCAGGCAGAGCACAUGGCUACCAUCGAGGCGCACGCCGUGGCCCAGCAGGUGCAGCAGGUGCACGUGGCCACCUACACGGAGCACAGCAUGCUGAGCGCCGACGAGGACUCGCCCUCCUCGCCCGAGGACACCUCCUACGACGACUCCGACAUCCUCAACUCCACCGCGGCCGACGAGGUCACCGCGCACCUGGCGGCGGCAGGCCCUGUGGGGAUGGCAGCAGCUGCUGCAGUGGCAACAGGGAAGAAAAGGAAGAGACCUCACGUGUUUGAGUCCAACCCCUCCAUAAGGAAGAGGCAGCAGACUCGAUUGCUCAGGAAGCUCCGGGCCACGCUGGAUGAGUACACCACCAGAGUGGGGCAGCAAGCCAUCGUCCUGUGCAUCUCACCCUCCAAACCCAACCCUGUCUUCAAAGUGUUCGGUGCUGCACCCCUGGAGAACGUGGUCAGAAAGUACAAGAGCACCAUCCUGGAGGAUCUGGAAUCAGCUCUGGCCGAGCACGCCCCGGCCCCCCAGGAGGUGAACUCAGAGCUGCCACCCCUCACCAUCGAUGGCAUCCCCGUGUCCGUGGACAAAAUGACCCAGGCACAGCUGAGAGCCUUCAUCCCUGAGAUGCUGAAGUAUUCCACGGGUCGUGGGAAGCCAGGCUGGGGCAAGGAGAGCUGCAAGCCCAUCUGGUGGCCCGAGGACAUCCCCUGGGCCAACGUCCGCAGCGACGUGCGCACGGAGGAGCAGAAGCAGAGGGUGUCCUGGACCCAGGCCCUGAGGACCAUAGUGAAGAACUGCUACAAGCAGCACGGGCGGGAGGACCUGCUGUACGCCUUCGAGGACCAGCAGGCGCCGCAGAGCGCCACUCACAGCAUCGCCCACCUGGUGCCCUCCCAGACCGUGGUGCAGACCUUCAGCAACCCCGACGGCACCGUGUCCCUCAUCCAGGUUGGCACAGGUGCCACAGUGGCCACGCUGGCCGACGCCUCCGAGCUGCCCACCACAGUCACCGUGGCACAAGUCAAUUAUUCUGCAGUGGCUGAUGGAGAGGUGGAGCAGAACUGGGCCACGCUGCAGGGAGGGGAGAUGACCAUCCAGACCACGCAGGCCUCGGAGGCCACGCAGGCGGUGGCGUCGCUGGCCGAGGCGGCGGUGGCGGCGUCGCAGGAGAUGCAGCAGGGAGCCACUGUCACCAUGGCACUCAACAGUGAGGCCGCCGCCCACGCCGUAGCCACGCUGGCCGAGGCCACCCUGCAGGGAGGGGGACAGAUUGUCCUGUCUGGGGAAACUGCAGCAGCAGUGGGGGCACUCACUGGAGUCCAGGAUGCCAAUGGGCUGGUGCAGAUCCCUGUCAGCAUGUACCAGACGGUGGUGACCAGCCUGGCGCAGGGCAACGGGCCGGUGCAGGUGGCCAUGGCGCCGGUGGCCACGCGGCUGGCGGACACGGCGGUCACCAUGGACGGCCAGGCCGUGGAGGUGGUCACCCUGGACCAGUGACCUGCCCUCUCCUCACCCUCCAGAGACCCAAUCAGGUGGCAUUUGCAACGAAAGAACUUUUUUUUUUUUUUUUUCUUUUAUUUUUUUUUUUUAAACGAGGAAAAACAGCAACAACAAAACCAAAAUGCGUGUAAAGUGCAUUUUUGUAACGCCACUCUGCUCUCUCUGGAGGAGCCAGAAGCCAAAUUGUGAUGGGACUUUGAUUCUGAGGAGGUUGAAAAGAAAAUAAAAAUAAAGCCACCCUUUAUAUGCCCCGUGUGGGAUCGAGCAGGAGGAGGUUGGGGGCACCCCCAGCCAGCACCGACCUCGACAGCAAAUUAGGUAUCAGAGAUUUUAAUAUGGACUUUUAUAUUCCUUAAAAACCCACCCUGGAAAAAAAGAGUAACAUUAAAAAAAAAAUAAAAACAACAAAAAAACAAAAAGUUGGGGAAAAAAAAAAAAAAAAAAGACUCCUCUCCUGGGAAAAGCAAGAAAAAAUGAAAAUAAAAAUAAAUAAAAGAAUGCAUGUGUGACUGCAGGGGGUGGAGAGCCCUUGGUGCACACUGGAGACCUGUUCUGUUCCCUGCUCUCAUCCCUGCCUUUUACACCCCUGGGGUUUUGGGGGUUCUUUUGGAUUUGUUUUUUUUCUUUAUUAUUAUUAUUAUUGUCGUUGUUGUCGUUGUUAUUAUUAUUAUUUCCUGGAAGCCUCUAAAGGGGCUCUGGCUGCAUUCUCCCCAUUUUUGGGUUUUUUUUUUUUUUCCUUUUCCCCACCUCAUUCCCAGGAUUUCCCAGUCCCUGCUGACCUCUCCUGCAAUUCCCACUGGGAAUUCUCCCCUGGAAGGGGGGAUUGAGCAAACCCCACCCUGCUCCUGCCCUGUGCACGGUUUGAACCCCAAAAUCCUUCCCAGGAGGGUUCCAAAAAACCCUUUGGGUGUGGGGGUGGGGAGUUUUGGGGAGGGGAGAGAUUUUUUUUUUUUACUCAAACCCUCGUGCCCAACCCAACCCCCCUCCCCCUUCAAGCACUUCCCAUGGGAUUUAAUUUUUGGGGGGGUUAUUUUGGGGAGGUUUUUUUAAUUCUGAUUUCCAAGUUCUCCACGUCUCCCAGGAAGUUUCCAGAUUCUUGUAUUUACUUGUUUUAUAUGGGGGG